Empidonax traillii (willow flycatcher) is the source of this 1047-nucleotide messenger RNA. RefSeq names its product exonuclease 3'-5' domain containing 1 (gene EXD1). Gene Ontology annotation, molecular function: nucleic acid binding. The record is from RefSeq and is a predicted model, not a curated record. Lineage: Eukaryota; Metazoa; Chordata; Aves; Passeriformes; Tyrannidae.
AUGUCUUUCAGUGAGCCACAGGCAGCAGGUCACGGCUCACUGAGUUCUCCUUGCAUUUCCUUAGAGAUCCAGCUCAGAGCCUCAGACAGUUCGAAAUACUCCCUCUCAAAGAAGAAGGAAGAAGUGAAUGAAAGAACAACAGCUGUUUGUUUCCAGCAGAAAUUUGGCCCUGCAGUGCUGCACCUAAAACAGCAGCGUGUUCUCAGAAUAGCAGGAGAAGGUGUUAAUUUGUGUCAUCAUGGAAAACUCUCAUGGCCUGAAAUAGUAACAAAGAGGCAUGUUUUUCUAUUUGAUAUCUUCCUUCGGGGACCUCAGGCUUUCAAAAAUGGAUUAAAAAUGGUUCUUGAAGAUAAAAACAUCUUGAAGGUCAUACAUGACUGCUGCUGUGUCUCACUCUGUCUCUUUCACCAGUACAGUGUCCUUCAGUGUCUUGGAUACACAGAGGCUGCUGAUGCUCUGCAGUUUUCAGUGACUACAGGUGCCUUCCUUCCACACGGUGUCUGCACAUUACAGGAGUGUUUGAUGCAGCCCUUGAAGAUACCUUCCAAAUGGAAUGCCAUUCUGAAGUGCAGGCAGCAGCUGACUUCAAUGAGUGAUUCAGAGAAUCCUGACAUAUGGUUCUUGAGACCCUUUCCAGCUUGUCUGCUUAAAGCACUGGUUCUGAAUGCCGUGCACCUCCUGUUGCUCCACUCAUCUCUAAUGGAUAAUUUGAUGUGUGAUCUAUCAGCUGUAUUAGAUGGUUAUUUUAAUGCUUUGGACUGUCCUGGAGAUCACCUUGUGAGCACAAAGCCCACUUGCAUGGAGCUGCCAGAGGAGUUGUAUCAGCUGGCAGACAUCCAGAAGCUGUGAAGGGAGAAAGCAAUAAAAGACUACAGGAUGAAUGAGAAUGGUCUUUUGGUGAGACCAGCCAUGGAAUUUAGAAGAGAAAAAAAUCCACAGAAGGAUGGAAACUCCAGAUAUGACUGGGAUUGAUUUCCCACAAAUAAAGCAGGCUCUCAAAUCACAUCCUUCAACAAUCAGGAUGUACUUUGUCAAAGAAGAGCUUGA